Molecule: messenger RNA, 7222 nt
Organism: Acanthoscelides obtectus
Lineage: Eukaryota; Metazoa; Arthropoda; Insecta; Coleoptera; Chrysomelidae
Source: the annotation of a GenBank genome assembly
GGCAGUUUUCCGAUCUAUUUGCAUGUUUCAAGUGGUGUGCAACGAUUUCGAGAAAAAUUUCGCUAUAUAUGUAUAUAUAUAUAUAUAUAUAGUCUUCUGGAAUCUAGUAGAGUAUAUUUCAUAUUUCAAUAGUUACUCGGACCAAUUCAGUUUACCCAAAAAUGACUGAAGGAGAAGAGGUCUCAUUGAAAAGCAAAAAACGUCCCGCACCAGAUCAGGAAAAUCCAAAUGAAGCUAAAAAGGUGAAACAUUUCAACGCAAAAGAGUUUAGGAAACAACUAAAUUCCAAUAGUAAGCUGCAAGCUCUUCAAGAUUUUUUGAAUGCCAUUAAGAGUGAGACGUCUAGACGAGAUUGUAUUACAGACUAUCUACAGAAUGGAGGCAGUUGUAUUGAACUCCUCCAAACCCUUGAGUUCGAUUCCUCUCUACCACCAUCCCUAGUCUUUGAAAUUGUAGCCUAUGUUAUCCUAAAAAUUGGGGCCUCAUGUGCCCAGCACUUAAACUCGUCUCAAGAAGCAUGUCGAUACCUGCUCAACAAUUAUGUAGCAGUCGUCAAUAAAAUGAUAAAUUUGAGCUCAACCACCCCAGAAAGAAAAGCAUGUUUAAAGUUACUUACUGCAAUGGUGACAUUAUCACCUGCUUUGGCUAAGGAUGUAUUGGUGCACGUUGGUUUCCAUCAAACAAAUGUUGAAUUGUUAACAAAACAUACAGGGGAAAAGAAUAGUGUAAGGGAUCAUUUUAUAAGGUUUUUAACUGCAUUUCUGGUUGAUGGACAUUAUCCCGCACUAUCUAUGUUAUUGGAGAAAAAGGGGUUCAUAACAAGUAUCGUGGGAGGAUUACAGUAUGACAAUGCUGAUACAUUGUGUAUGGUCAUCAAUGCAAUGAAGAAUUUCAUACUAGAAAACACAAGUGUAUCAAAAACUGCCAAAAUGAAGACCUUUAACACCACAGUUGUUAGGGAUAUAGUAAAUCUAUACAACUGGAAAGGACCUUCAGGAUUUAGGAAUGAGAAGAAGAACAAAAAUAAGAGCACUAGUUUUACAGUAGAUGAGGUAGAGAAAGCAAAAGUGAGUGAAUGUGUUCAUGAUUUUCUGUUGGUGCUAUGCUGCUCUCACAGAUAUGGUGUAAUAUUCAAAGAUCAUAUGCUUGGAUUAGCCAAAAAAACUCAGAACCCUCUUAUGUAUACUGUUCUAGAAAGUUUAGAAAGACCAUGGGAUCACUCGUAUGCCUCUGAGUUGGUCACAAAGAUAUGUGGUGCCUGCCCUGACCUAGCCAAAACAAUAUGGAAGAAUUUAAAACCUUCCUUAGAACCCAGAUAUUCUGAAAAAUGGUUAAAAGCUGUUGAAUUUGCAAAAAACCUCAUCAAAGAGUUUCACCCAUCUUGUAUAGAAUUUUGUCUCAAGGAACUUAGCCCAUAUCAGAUUUUCCAGGUGACACAGUGUUUGGUAGCACCUCUGCCAAUCAUACAAACCAUAAUACCAGAGCAAGGUUCUUUUGAGAGCAGUUUAGUUAAAAAUAUAGUAUUAUCUUUGAUCUUAGAGAUGCUCAAAGCUUUGGAACUUUACCUGAACAAUAUGAAGUCCUGGUUAUCUAAUGAAAAGUAUGAGAAAUACUGUGUUUGUAUUAAUAACUAUGUUGGGAAAAAUUUCCCACACCCCACAAUCAUCUUGAAAGAUUGGAAUAAGUUUGAAGAAAUUAAAUUAAAGUGCGCUAACGAUCUUAUAAAAAGUUCAUUUAGCAUUUUUGGCCUAUAUAAAAAACUGUCGCCACCUUUGCUUAGCAAAUUGGCCAUAUUUGACAUAAAAGAACUAUUGACAUGGAUUGAAACUAUGUUUCAAGAUGAUACCAGUGUUCUAAUGGAUGCCAUCAAUAUCUUCAUUGAUAUAGACUGCUCAAAGUUCACUACAAAAACUAAAUUGUUCUCUCAUGUAGUUCCACUAUUACUAGAAUUAUAUCAUGGUAGUCGAGACUCAAAUUGCUUAUUGGUAUUAACAAAACUUUUAAGAAAUACAUUUAUUUUUGAUGGGUGUGAAAGUGAAAUACCACUUUGGAUCAACGGGAUCUUAAAUUUGAAAAGUUAUGAUCAGGAAGUUGCUCAAAAUAUUGUUGAAAUUUUUAAAAUCACCGACCAUAGUGUCAAGCAAUAUUUAAAUCAGUUAGCAUCUUUUACUAAAAAAGAGGAUGCUGACAUUUGUCUAGAUGUUGCAGAAUCAUUCCAGAAUUUAGAAAUUGACACAACUAUAGUUAUCAAACACAGGUAUUUUAGUCCCAUGAUUCUAGGCUUGUCAAAAUUUAUAAAUGAACACGGAUUCACUAAGUCGCUAAAAACUUAUUCGACAUUAGUUCUUUUAAAUCUGUUUCACAUGCAGACUGACGUUUUGCCUUUGACCAACUGCCUGAAAAAUAUUGAGCUACCAAGUGACUUGGGCGAUUAUUUUAUCAGUUGGAUCGAAUGCAAGGAGAUCCAGAGUAUUCCAAAAGUAAAAGGGAAAAUAGCUCUAACCCUAAAACAGUUUAGCGAAACGUUUUUGACUGGGGACAUCACCGACUUUUUAAAAAACGAUCCACUUGAUUAUUAUGCUGAAUAUUCUUUAAAUUUACUUUACACUGUAAUGUGUUAUAUUGGCAAUUUGUUGAAAAAUAAUGCCAUUUCAAAACAAAUAGCAGAGAACUAUACAAGGUUUGUUGAACAUCUGAUAAAAAAUGGAUUAUUCAAAGAUUCUUUCAUACAUCUACUCUUAUGCAAUCCGAUCCUGGUAUCAAAUGUGACUUUUCUUGCUUUGCAAAAAGAGAAACCACAAUCAUUCGCAAAUAAUGCUACUGUCGAUAUUUUAAAAUGCUUGAUAGAGGCAAAAUUUAAUGUUGAUGAAUAUUUGAAAAUGUAUAGGAAAAAGCUACUGAUUUCUAUUUUGAAAAUUUUAUCUAAACCGCAAAAGUACGAAGAAUACCGAAUUAACUUGAGAAACUUGUUAUCACUUGUGCGAUUAGAGUACGACCAUUGUUUUGUGAUUUUCCGAAAUGUCUCGGAACUCUAUGAAAGUUUUCCAGAAAAAUCUGACAUCAUUUUAGAGAUAUUGACAUUUGCGCUGAGAUCCUUUUCAUCAAUUUGUAAAAGUAAUAAUGUUUUAAAGCCAUUCGAGCCUGAGAUGGUUAAACACCUGUCAAAAUACCUAGCUGGAUUAAAUAAACACGAAAUCGAAACUAGUGAUAUAUGCACAGCACUUUGCGAAUAUUUGGAGGUAUUUCCUCAUGAUGUUGGAAAUAUCGACCACAAUUUAUUCAAAUCGAUCAUACAAAGAUCUGAAUCAAAUAAGGGUAGCAUUCGUGUAGCAACGUUACUUUUAGAAAAAGAUAACAAAUAUAUAGAUGUAAUUAAAGAAUGUUUGGAUAUUGUAUGCGAGAAAAAGUCUAUUAUUUUACCGUUAGUGCAAAUUUUAGUUGCAAAAAAUGUAGACGAUGAGCUACUGCUGAGCAUUUUUCAAAAAAUAAAACCCGUUUUGUUAAAAGCUUUGCAGAAACCACAAAAAGCUGGGCAACAUUUUCACCAAAAUUACACGGGAACUGGUACGAUCCUCCAAAAGUUUUUUGACUCGGCAGAUUGCGUCGACUUCGUGCAAAAGGUUCAGAAGUUUGAAGUGUCCGAAGUUUUUCAUGUACACUUCCUUUCUACUGUAUAUAAAAAGGUUAUAGAUGAAAAUAUAAGUGGAAAGUAUAUAAAUAAUAUAGUUUUAACUCUGAUCCAUCUUCAGUUGCCGGUUUUAAAGCGCAAUUUGACAACGGAAGAAGAUAUUUCCAAACUUAAGCAAAUAGCAACUAUAUUCGAUAAUAUUCUGCAGAAUUUAAAACUGUAUUGUUCAGAUAAAGGUCUCCAAAGCAUAUGCAAUAACGAUUCGUUCAAGCUAUACUGUAAGUACUGUUUAAAAUUCGGCAUCCCGCGCCAAACAAUCCUCCUUAAGGUGCUACAAAAGUUACUGGGUAAUCUAGUGGAUAGUUUGGAUCCUGACUAUGUAAAACUAUUGAUGGACAUGUUUGUAUCCCAUUCUGAGUUCCUAGAGAAAAUGUUGGGGGAAAAGUGUGACCUGAAGGAGCAGAUUCUGAAGUUGUUUUUGACAUUCUGUCAGCAUUGGCCCAAUCUGAUGCAGAGGUGCCAUCUACCGGUACUUCUCGCAAGUUAUACUGCCAUGGUUAAUAGGUGUGAUAUGGUGAUAUUGACGCUACUGAAGAUGUUAGUAGAUAAUUCCAAGAACGAAAUACAUUUAUACGUGACCAGAUAAAAUGUUUCCAGGUACGAAUCACGUGCUGAAACAACGAAAUUCUACGACUUCAAGCCCUUUCUUUGGGGCAAAGCGGCAUCCAGCCAUUACUCAGUCCGAUCAAAUGUUGAGAAUGUACUCUGGAGACAUCCUAAGAUGAGUGAUGUUCUUGAUAUUCUCCAGGAAAACUUAGUUAAUUCAACAAUAAUCAAUUACCCAUUUAGGAACAGUCUAGAUGUGGGUAUAGAGGGAAAUCAAGUCCAAGAUGAUGCGGAGAGUUAUGACCUAAAAUUCUUGUUGCUUGUUUUUAGUCAGUUGUUGGCACCUGAGCAACUAGUACAAACCUACAAGUUCUCCCGAUCAGGGGCUCUGAGUUUGACUGUCGUAGCUUUAAGCAGUCAUUGUACAGAAGUGAGGCAGGCUGCCUCCCAUGUUCUCUCACGGUUCUAUUUUCAUUUAGAAGGGAGGCAAUCCGGAAAAGAUACCCCGCUUUGGAUUAGAUACGUUGAUGCUGUGUGCAAAGGUGCUGCAGCAUUGCCAAACUUCAAAAUCAACAACUUUGCAUCUAUUUACCUUGCCAAAAUGGCAAUGGUGCUCACACAACCAACUGACGUCAUGUACCUACCUCUCUCCCAUUAUUUGACUGCCAAAUCCGCGCUGGACUUUAGCACUGUUCCUGAACUGUACACUUUUCUGCACAGUUCAGACGUUAACUACAAAGAACACAGACAGUUCAUCUUAGAAUUAUUGAGAGACGGUUUGAGAUGUACGAAAGAUAUAGCCGCGUUUCUCAAAUCCAUGGCGUGGAAGUUGAUCUCGGAACUGUAUGUUAGUUGCGUAGCGGAUUCCGAUACAAAACUAUUGAUUCUCGAUGUGUUUAUAUCAGUGUGUAAAAUACCCGUAGGUGUUAGAGUGUUAUGUGAAAAUCAUUCGUUUUUGUCCCAAAUUACCUGCGAUGUACAAUCUAUUUUAGACAGUGCGGUGAAAGAUAACUCGGAAAAUAUUUUUCUGAAUAAGUUCCUUCAGAUUUUGUUGUACAUAUUAAAAGGUUUAAAUGGAAGAACUGACGCUUUUAUGAUAUUUGUAAUCUUGGAACAAAUACUAUCUAGCGAAGUAUUUGAUUUGGUAGUUAAAAUGAAUGAAAGGAUAUUAUAUCAAGCUAUGUAUCUAACUUACGAGAAAUGCCCUGAGUAUUUUUCAAACGAGAUUUUAGAUAAGUUGUUAGAAAGAAGCGACGAUGCGUUUUGUAAAUAUGUUAUCGAGUAUGGUUGUAAAUUUGUAGAUAUCAAAACAUUGGAUCAAAAUGAUGCUAGAUAUUAUUUGAGGCUGCUAAUCAUAAAAAUGAAAUCGUAAGGAACAUUUCUCGAAGGAACAGCUAUUUUGACACUGUUAUGUACGUGGACCAGAUUUUAUAAACAUUUUAACAGCAUAUCAGAUAGAACACUAACGCUCAGAAUGGUUUCAACCAGCUGGAAGUUGCUGGCCUAAUUUAUGUAGGAAUAACGUUUAAAGGUCGAAUACACGUUCACACUUAGUUCUGAAAUCUAGCCCAAAGGAAUUCGUGGUGAAAUUGCUAACAAAAUUCUUGCUGCAUUUAAUUAAGAACUAUAGCGUAUAGUUAGCUAGGUGGUGAACAUCUCGUGUUCACAGUUAUUCUGAAUUAACCUAGAAUUUAGGUGUGCUUGGGCUCUAAUAGGAGUGAAUAGUGAAUCGAUAUGGCUUAAACUUUAUUUAAAUUGUUUACAGUUAUGAAAUACUGAAACAGGUCUUAUUGUGACAUCGGACGAUAACUCCGUUAUUACUCAUAACUAAAAAAAUUAAAUACAAAAAUUGUAGCCAACAGCUCCUGAUUCACAACUACGUGGUGACUUAACAUACAUUUUUUUUAAUGGAAAAGUCUUCAAUUUAUUUAAAAUUUGGAUAGGCCUUUUCAAACAAAUCAAUUUAAUAUAACAUACUAUAGGGAUUUAUUUCCAUUCUAUCGAAAAUAGCAAUAAAUUUUGUAACUGUUAUUGAAUUGCAUUUGAAUUUUUUGCCAAAAAAUUACCGUUCCCACAUUUUCUUCCUAUUUAUUUACCUUUUUGAGCUUCUUGAACAGUUUAUGAAGGGUCAAUGAGGCGAAAUGAACUAUUUCUCCAAAUUUUCAAAUGGAACACCCUGUAAAGAUUCGCAUUUUUCAAUUUCCUUUUUCACAAGCCUUUCUCUCAUUAUAAGGUUUAUUGGAGUUUGUAUGACUGGAAACAUACAGACACCUUGAGUUUUUGACCUUAUUUCAUGAAUCUGGGUAGAUUUAAUUUAUAACAAAAAUACAAUUCUACCUCCCAUUACCAACUAAAAGCUGUUUAAUUUUGAAAGGUAUUGUAAUAUUUCUCGUUUAGCUUGAUAUCUGAUUUACAAAAAGCUCAGCCUGAACUUAAGAACCAGUAGUACAAUCCUCCAUAAACAUUAUGUCAAAAAAGAAAAGGAAUCAAGGAAUGCGAAAAUAUACAGUGUGUUCCAUUUAAACAUUAUCCUUUAUUUUGCGUUCUUGACCAUUAUGUUGUGUAAACUGUACAAUAGACUGAAAAAGUAAGUGAAUAGGAACAAAAUAUGGGAUCAUAAAAUUUCCUGACGAAAAAUUCAGUACUCUAGCCAGAACAUUUGUGAUGGUGCGAGUUGUCAGCUUUUUCAGUUUUAGUUUGUCCAGUGUCUCAGCAGCUUGAAAAUAAGUCCCUACGUAGUGUGUUGUAUAACGUAGUUUCGAAUCAGACUGACGAGGUAAAAAUAUUUUACCCGUAAGGAGUUAUCGUCCAAGUCCACACUAAAAACUCACCCUGUAUAUAUAAUGUUUGAAAACCGCAUUUCAUAGGUACCUAGGAAAUGUAUGCCUAAAUAUGUUUUAUCUUUGUUUUAUUAUGAACACUGUUUUUCAGUGUCAAUUUUUAUUCAUAUAUUUUAUAAAAUGUGAUAAUAAAGCUAUACAAAAAAUA